AUGGUCCAGGUGCAGGUCCCUGGCACCUGCCUCCUCUGCGGCCAAAAUACGAAAUUCCUCUCGUCUCAUUUCGCGCAAACGCACUCUACCCACUCAUUCUUUCCGCGCGGCGCCCGCUGCCCUUGUGGACACGUCGCCAGCGUUCUCGACCUUCGAAAGCAUCAAGAUGCGACGCCGUUGUGCCGGUUGAAAUAUCGCGACGACGCGACUCCGCCGCCCCGCGAGGUUCCUCCCCCGAGCAAGGUCGUCGUUGAGCUCCCGUCACCCCGCACCGCCGACUGGAGAAGGCAAUAUUCGCACGCCAACGCGCUCCUUCGUAAACGUGAGCGCGAGGCCAUCGAGACUGUAACUGCUCGUGAGUUGCCGCUGGAACAAGAACGACGGCGAGAACAAGCCCUCCACGACCUCCGGACCCGCGAUCCCACCCAGUACUCGCGCACCGCCGCCUAUGUCCUGCUUGACGACGCGUACGGCAGCCAGCCGAAGCGUACGCCCAGCGAGGCCUCGACAUACACACCGUCCGGCGACGAGCGCGAGGCUCACGGCGGCGGCACCGACAGCAGUAGCAGCAGCAGCUUCACGAGCGGCUCCGAAUCUUCCGCUGAGGACACCGACGCCAACCCUAGUGCCCGCCGCCGACGAGCCCUAAACAAGAGGGCCUUACAUCGUGCGCCCGGGCGCUCUGCGAGUACGGGGCGUCGCCGGGCUUCGCCACCGGGGGCCGUAGACGACUUCUCGGACGACAGCGACCUCUUCAACCGGGACGAGUACGAUUAUGACGUCAAUGCCGCCGCUGUCGACGACGCGGGCGCCGCCAGCGAUGGCCCCGAGGUUAUCAACCUGGUCGAUAGCAGCGACGAGGAAGACAGUGGGCGCAGGCGCCCCGGUCUCACGCCCUCCGUGCACUCACAGCCUGCUACUUCGGCACGAGCCGCUAAGAAGGUGGACGAGUACUGCAGUAUGUGCAUGAAGGUAUACGGCACGCCCAAGGAACUCUACAUGCACAUGAACAAGGUGCACGACCAAAUGCACAUCAGCGAGGACGACUUUACGAGCAAGAAGCUCUUUGCUUGUCCUUGCGGGCGGGUCUGCACCCUCCGAGGUCUCACACGCCAUCGCGAGCUCACGUGUACGCUCAGCGAGGCCGCGCGAAAGCGAGACGCUGUCUCGGGACUCGAGGCAAGGCGCAGGGCGCUAUAUGACGUGCCAGCGCCAGGGGCCGGCACCACCGGGGACGACGGCGCUGGGGGCGGCGGCGCUGUUCACAGAAACGCCAGCGGAAACAGGAGGCGGUCCGGCACCUGCAACAUCUGCAACAAGCACAUGGACGACCUGUACUGGCAUAUGCGCGAGCAUAACCAACAGGGCCGCCAUCUCGUGCCCGGAGAUGUCACGGCUGAGCACUUUGAGGUCUGUCGUUGUGGCAAGAUCCGUGGCCUCACAAAAAUGGCGCAGAUUAUGCACGACAAGUUCUGCCCGUACGGCGGUCCUGACUCGAGAUCGCCUGUCUCCGCACACCCGAAACCGGUCGAGCCUCGCCGACCUGCGGUCUUGCAGACAGCGCCCGACAAGCACUUCGGCCGCUGUAACAUCUGCAAGCGCGAGGUGAACGACGUUUAUCAGCAUCUCAGGAACUACUCCAACCGCCGUCUCAAGCCCAAGCACAUCACCUGCGACACAAUGCAGAUCUGCCGCUGUGGGAAACCAAAAGCUCUGACCGAGGUGGGCUUGAGAAUGCACGACGCCCGCGGGUGCCCCUACGCCGCGGGGAAGGAUUCCUCACCAGACUCAGCGCCGGAAACUGAAGCAGAGCGGGGUGCAGAUCCUCCGGCCGACGUCGUAAUUAGGUACCCCAGCGGGAACAAGAAGUACCCCGGGACCUGCAACAUCUGCGAUCGCCAUUGCACCGACCUGUACAUGCACGUAUUCAAGAGCCAUAGCAACAGGCGCCUUCGACCUGGCGAUAUCACCUGCGAUACGCUUGUGAUCUGCCGCUGCGGCAAGACCAGGGGCUUGACUGAGCGUGCGGUGGAGAUCCACAACAGAACAUGCAAGUACGCGGGGCGCCCGGCUCCUCCCCCUGCACCCACUCGCCUUCCUGUCGCAGCCGCCGUUGCCUCUCCCAGUACUGUCGCUCCGCCAAACGACGCUCGAGGCGGCACCUGCAACAUUUGCCGGACAACCGUCAGGUGGCUUUACAACCACGUGAAGGACGUUCAUGCAGGUGAAGUCUUGCGCCCAGGAGACAUCACUGCCGAUUCAUGGAUGGUGUGCAAGUGCGGCAAGAUGCACGGUGUCACGGAGGGUGCUAUCCGGAAGCAUGCGACGUCCUGUCGGCUCGCCGGCGGUCUGCGGCUUCCGCAGGCGUCCAAGUCAACCGAGUCCCCUUCCGAUAUCGAGCGCCCCGCCAAGCGCCCCUGCAGGUCCGAGUCCGACACAGCAUCAGACCCGGAGGACAGGGAGCCACCCAAGGAUGUCUCUGUCGAUGAGGAGGGCGGGCCCACGUUUGCGCCCGGCCCUGAUUUGACUUCGCCCUUGUCGUCGCCUGCAGCUGGCGCCUUGGACGAUGAGAGCAGCGACGCCGAGCUCGCGAGCGUCAGGGAACGUGCCAAGGGCAAGCGCAGGGGUCCAGCGACGACAUCUGAAGCGGAGGCCUUCGAGGUCGAGGAUGAGGAGGGGCUGACUCGUGUGAGCGCGAGCUCGAGACAGAAGCUCCUUGCCUCUCAUUCGCAUCUCGCCACCUCGGGUAUCGAGGAUGUCGCCGAGGAUGAGGAGGGCUGGCCAGAGCCCAGUACCCGUUCGUCGCAACGUAAGGACCUCAUCCCGAACAGUGUCGACGAGGACGCAACGCCGUCGCGCGUCAAGCGCCCACGUACAUCCCGAAUCCGUGACCCGGAUGAUUCUGUGACUGAGGAGGAGUCCCGCCCCACUGGCAAGCGUCUGUCAAAGGACACCGUCGAUCUUCUCAUGAAGCGCCGCCAAUAUCGUGAGGAGCACAGUGACUCGCCUGACGGCCCAGUUGAGGGCGGAGACUACCGACCCAAGAAGAAGGCCAAGAAGAGUGCAAAGAAGUCCGAGAAGGAGAUCGCAAAGGGGUCGAAGCAGACUGCGAGAAAGACAUCGAGGGACCGGCGCUGGGAAGCUGAAGCUGAGCGCUCCAUGUCUGCGCGUGGUGAAUCACCCGUCCCCGAGCACGUCAGCCCUCGUAGACGUGUCUUGACGCGCACACCUGCCUUCUCUGUGGCCGACAGCGACGAGCCCGCCUCGCGUGUCGCCUCCCCCAACGUGCCGGCCGUUGCCACUGUCACCACCGGCGACAGAGCGGCGCGUUCAGGACCAAGUUGGGCAGCGCAUAACUCGCCUCCUGCCGACAUCGAGAAGGACGCUGAGGAGACGGAGGAGAUCCUGACGACUCAGUCGACGAUGCCGUCGCCUCGUAUUGAGGUUCGUAUCAAGUCCAUCAAGACCCUUCCUGUUAAGAACGCUGUCAAGAAGAGCGUGAAGCCGCAAACCUCUUCUACGCGCAUGCGCCUGAGUGGGAUCGACAUUCCCCCACACCCCAAGAAGAAGGAGAAGAAACGCCCCCGCCAUUCCGUUCCUGCUUGA
Molecule: messenger RNA, 3606 nt
Organism: Trichosporon asahii var. asahii CBS 2479
Lineage: Eukaryota; Fungi; Basidiomycota; Tremellomycetes; Trichosporonales; Trichosporonaceae
Exons: 1
Coding region: 1-3606 (1201 amino acids)
Source: RefSeq, a predicted model, not a curated record